Dufourea novaeangliae is the source of this 1806-nucleotide messenger RNA. RefSeq names its product RNA polymerase II degradation factor 1-like. The record is from RefSeq and is a predicted model, not a curated record. The transcript is spliced from 3 exons. NCBI's taxonomy places the organism in Eukaryota, Metazoa, Arthropoda, Insecta, Hymenoptera, Halictidae. The coding region runs from base 1 to 1806 and encodes 601 amino acids.
AUGAGCUUGGUAACAUUAGUGCUCCUAUUGGCGACCGCAUCGAUAACCCUGUCAAGAUCUCAAGAAACCGAGAUCUCUGCAAAGGGUUUGGACGUGACACAAGCGCCCCUGAAAUUAGACAAGAAUCUCCGUAAGGCUCUCCUGAAGGCCUUAAGCGACUUAGAAGCAGAAUCCGCGGAGCAGCAUAAGAACGAAAGGGAACCUGUUAUCGUCCCAAGAGAAGUUGACUUCGAGGGCGUAACGAAGAAGAACCUGAACGAUGACCUCGGGGUGCAGAAGUCCAUGUUCUCCUUCCAAAGUUUCCCUAGGGACGAGGAGACACCGACCGAGGACAAGCUCCAAAACUCCAGUUUCAUCGAAGCUGUCCGUUAUGUGACGCUGAAGACGCCAGUGAUGAACAUCGAAAAGGCGACACAGGAGGAGUCCAGAAGCUUUCACGUGCAGAACGUGAUCUUGCCGGAGGAAAGUGUAACGUUUGGUGCCAAAAUGGGGUCCAAGGCGGAGGUGGAAGCGAAGAGGAGUCCGCAGGCUUCAGCCAAUACUUUCUCCGUACAUAAAGUCGAAAGUCUGACGUUGAAGCCGGCCACAGAAAUCUCAGAAAGCCUCGCCGGAAGUGCCAGUAACAGCAUCGCGUCGGCCAACGCGUUGGUUGCGCAAAAGCCGACCGUGGCCACUCCAACGAUUGCAUCGAGCAACAAUGUCACUGCAUCCGGCGAGUCCAAAGACAAAACCGAGGAAGUCAAGAUCUUCCAAGCUCCCUUGGUAGCAGCAUUCACCGUCCAACAGGACGAGCUAGGCGUGCCUAAGAGCGUAGUGCCGAUCUUCAGGUCACCGAACGACGGACAAGCCUUGACACUUCAGGAACAGCUGGAUUUCAAGCAGCAACUGUUAGAGAAGCAACUGGCGGAGCUUCAACAGCAACAGAUUCAACAGACGCAGUUUUUGGUCAGGCAACAACAUCUGUACGAGCAGCAACUAAGGCAGAAACAACAACAACAGUAUUAUCUCCAGGAACAGGCUAGAAUCAAACAGUUAGAGGAACAGACUAAACUUAAGCGAUUAGAGGAACAGAGGAUUAAACAGUUGGAGGAGCAGCGUGCUAAGCAACUGGAGGAGCAGAGGCUUCACAGGUUUCAGCCUCAACGGCCAUUUCCGCAGAAGCAAUUUUUCUUCGAGCAAAGCAACAGUCUGUUGUCCUUCCAGCCACCGGUAGAAUCGAACGUUAAUCUUCAACCAAGCGUGACUUUAGAAGUGCCCAACGUCGCUGCUCCUCAGCCUUUCCAAUCAGCCUUCCAAGAUCAAUUACGCCCGCAACCGUUCCGUCAGCAACAGCAGCAGCAACAGCAACAUCAGCAGUUGCAGCCGCAACAGCAACAUCAGCAAAGAUUGCAACAGAGCUUCCCCACUUUCGCCAAUGAUUUCCAGUCCUCGUUGCCAUCGACGACGAGAUUCAACAGACAAGAGGCUUUCAACGCCGUCGGCAAUUUUGGAUUCAACGUGGAGCACAAGACCACUCCCAGUCGGAACAACUUCGGGUUCAACGUGCCCCAGAGGAAUUCCGUGAACUACUACAAUCCUUACACGCAGUUCAGACAGACCAAACCGGCGACACCUGCUAAACAGAUCCAGCAUCUUCUCUAUCAGUCCGGUAUAGCCGGCGAUUUGGGUAGCGUGCAGGGAACAGGGAACCACGAGGAUCUGAACAUCGUUUCUAAAGUUCUGGCCCUGAACGUGGGCCACGUGCCGGAUAAGAAUCUUCAGUUCAAAACGAACCCGGGCGCCUCGUUCGGGAAGUCGACGGCGUGA